AUGGGGUACGUCGAAAGCCUCGCGAUAACGUAUGGGAACGUCCCCUUCCUGCUCGUGGGAUCCCUGCUUCUUUUCUACUUUAUCACCUGCAUUGUCCGCGACCCGCUUCGGCACGUGCCCGGCCCGCUCAUCUGCCGCUUCACCUCUCUGUGGCUGCACUACCAUGCCUGGGCCGGCACUCAGUGCUCGGCAAUCCAAAAACUCCAUGAAGAGCUGGGCCCGGUCGUACGUAUUGGCCCCAAUGAUGUUCACAUGUCCGACGGAGACGCCCUUUGGCCCAUCUACAUGGAGAAGGGGGGCUUCGUCAAGAGCGACUACUACAGCACCUUCAACAUAGAUGGCCAUGCCACCAUUUUCACCACCCUGUCGUUGGAGAAGCGCUCCGCCAGGUUGAAGUCGAUCCAGCCCCUCUUUUCUCAUGCAUCCUGCAUGGCUGCCAAGGGAAUAAUCGAGAAAUGUGCCACCAGGAUGGUUGAACGCAUCGCUGAGGGGAGGCAAACCCGGAAGCCGGUCGAUGUCCUCAACCUUGCACGAUCCUAUGCCAUCGACGCCGUGUCCAGCUAUAUUCUUCGCGCCCCAUAUAACGGGCUGGAGGAGCAAGGCGAGAUGUCAGCCUCCCCUUUUGUUGACUACUUCGUCAGCAUGAGCCGCUUCUUUCACCUCUCUCAAUCUCAAAUGCAUCUCAUCGAGCGCAUCAUGGAAUUCGUCGCGCCUGACGCCAAAACAACAAAGUCGACACAAAUCGUCGACGGCUUCCUCAAACGGACCAUCGAAGAGAAAAUCACGCUCCUCGAGGAAAGAAAGGGCGACGACAGCUACCCGUCCCGGCUUCUCGCUCUCGGCGUCCCCAAGGAGAAAGUGAUCGCCGAAUGCAAGGACGCCGUGUUCGCCGGCACCGAUUCUACCGGCAACAACCUGGCCACCAUCAUCUGGUACCUCGUCGCUCAGCCAGACAAAUACGCGCGCCUCCGCACCGAGCUCCACACCAACGCCACCUCGGCCGCGCCCAAAGACCUCCAGUCGCUGCCCUACCUCAGCGGCGUCAUCAAAGAAGCGCUGCGGCUCAGCAUGGCCAUUUCGACGCGGCUGCCGCGCGUCGUGCCCGCCGGCGGCUACCAGCACAACGGCACCUACCUGCCGCCCGCGACCGUCGUCGGCCUGUCGGCGUACCAGCUGCACCUCAACCCGGCCGUGUACCCGGAGCCGCGCGCGUUCCGGCCGGAGCGCUGGGUCGAGGGCGCCGGCGAGGAGAGGAUGCAGCGCGACUUCAUGCCGUUCGGGAAGGGGGCCCGCGCGUGCAUUGCGAGGAACUUGGCCAUGUUGGAGCUGUAUGUCGCGACGGCGGCGGUGGUCGAGGCCGGGGUGCUGGAGGGGGGUGGGGCGAGGACGGUGAGGGCGGAGAUUGAGUGUUUGGAGUGGUUUAACGCGAGGGUGAAGGGGGGUGUGAUUGAGAUUGUUUGGCCCGAGGCGUGA
This is a messenger RNA of Diplodia corticola, 1473 nucleotides long. RefSeq names its product cytochrome p450. The transcript is spliced from 3 exons. NCBI's taxonomy places the organism in Eukaryota, Fungi, Ascomycota, Dothideomycetes, Botryosphaeriales, Botryosphaeriaceae. Gene Ontology annotation, molecular function: monooxygenase activity; heme binding; oxidoreductase activity, acting on paired donors, with incorporation or reduction of molecular oxygen. The coding region runs from base 1 to 1473 and encodes 490 amino acids. The record is from RefSeq and is a predicted model, not a curated record.